Messenger RNA from Malus domestica (apple), 750 nucleotides. RefSeq lists its product as uncharacterized. Lineage: Eukaryota; Viridiplantae; Streptophyta; Magnoliopsida; Rosales; Rosaceae. The record is from RefSeq and is a predicted model, not a curated record. Gene Ontology annotation, molecular function: protein binding.
AUGCCUCUUCGGGAACUCUAUAACUCUGGUGCAGGUUUUCUAGUAAAUGAUAUUUGCAUUGUUCAAGCCAAGAUCAAUGUCCCGGUUAAAAUUGGUGGCCAAGAAACUAAUAUUUCUGCAACUAUGGAGUCAUCAAAGAAAGGACUUAAGGGGCAGGAAUCACAGAGGAAUUCUGAACUCCAAAACACACCAGGUUUUCAAGCUUGCACUGAGGCUACUGAUGAUAGCCCUUCUGACCCUUCCUUAGCCAAGGUACUCAGGGAAGUCCCCACCACCCCAACGGGCGACCUUAUGGAUUUUAGGGGUUUAGGACGAAUAGAGACGGCUUUUAUUCCUUGGCUAGAAGAAGUCUGCUCAUCGAAUCCGUCCUUGAUUGACUGUAUGCUCAAAAGAACUCCGAUGUUUGUUGAAUGCGCAUUCACAGCUUUGGGCCGUGUGCUGCAUUUUCUAAAGACAACAAAGGCUAAAGAUAUGACCAGGGAUGCUUCUGACCGCCUUCAACUAUUCUGGGAAGAGCUCGAGGCCUUUAGAUUUGAUUUAGCAUGGCUGGAGCCGCACGUUCAAACAGCAUUUGGUAUGAACAAGUUUAUACAAAGAGCAGGGAGACUGAAAAGGCUGAGAGAAGACGUAGACGUUUUGGAGGAUGAACUUAAAAGGCGGAGGGCAGCAGUAGCUGUUACAAAGGUUGAUCUUGCGUUCAAUAGCGGCCCUGUGUCCGAGGAGGGAAAACUAAAGUCGGCCUAUACUUGA